AUGGCGACGGGGCGCCUCGGAGUUGGGGAGAUGUUGGGGGCUCUUAAUGCUGCCCUGGGACCCGGUGGUCCCGUGUGGUUCAAGGAGACGCGCGCCCGCCACCUGCGCGCCCGAGACUUCCUGGCGCCACGGCGCGCACUACAGGCGCGCUUCGGAGACGAGCAGGUGCCAGAGCCCGUGGUCACUGCUGUCGCCGGCCUGCAGGGCCCCGGUGUGGCCCCGGUACUGCGCUGCGCGCCCACCCCCGCCGGCCUGGCGCUCCAGCUGCGGCGGCCCGCUGUCUUCGAGCACGUCCUCGGCUCCGUGGCCGCCUACGCCGCGCCUGCCGCGCCCGCCUCGUCAGGUCCGCGCGUCGUCUUGCACUGCGCGGCGCUGCGCGGCGCCCCCUGCACCCUCCGCCUGAGCCAGCUGCGUGCUGUUCUCGUAGCCGAUCAUCUAGCGCGAGCUCUGCGCUCUCGCGGAGUGAGUGUGCGCCUGGUGCCCGCUGCGCGGGACCCGCACAUGCGGACCUUCCUGCAGCAACUGCGAGUGGAAUGGCCCGCUGCCUCGGAGAGUGCCGCGACCGAAGCCCUGAGGAGCCGCGCUCUUGCUGAGCUUACUUCUGCCCAAGAUGGGGAGGCCCUGCCCCCUGGCAUCCUGGGCAGAGUGUGCCUGAAAGAGCUGGUGGAAGAGCAGGGGCGUUCAGCCGGCUAUGACCCCAACCUAGACAGCUGUCUGGUGACUGAGGAUCUUCUCUCCUCCCUGGCUGAGCUGCAGGAGGCUGUGCAGAACUGGCCCGAGGACAGCUCCUCAGGCCUGGCUGGGACCCCAAAUUCAGGUACAGACAACUGCAUUGUUGUGCACGUGGUAAGCUGCGAGGAGGAGUUCCAGCAGCAGAAGUUAGACCUGCUUUGGCACAAGUUGGAUGACCAGGCUCCUCUCAGACAGAAGCACUUGGUCUGUGGCCCAGUGAAAGUAGCUGGUGGACCUGGUACCCUGACUGCCCCCAAGUACUACGAGCUCCGGCUUGCCCAGGUAUGCAAGGCUUCAGCAGUCAAGCAUGGCGGGGAUUUGGCACAAGACCCAGCCUGGACAGAGAUCUUCGGGAUUCUCUCUGUGGCUACCAUCAAAUUUGAGAUGCUCAGCACAGCCCCACAGAGUCAGCUCCUCCUGACCCUGGCCGACAACAGUGUUUCCACAAAGGGCACCAAGAGUGGCACCUUUGUCAUGUAUAAUUGUGCCCGCCUUGCCACACUCUUUGAGAGUUACAAGCACAGCAUGGAACAAGGUCUGUACCCCACAUUUCCACCUGUGAGUAGCCUGGACUUCUCACUGCUACAUGAUGAGGUGAGUGCCCCACCUGGAGAGUCGGCACAAGCAGGAGGCUUGGCCUUUCCCUCCCAGCACCCUUCUCUCCCACAGGGUGAAUGGCUGCUGCUCUUCAACAGUAUCCUCCCCUUCCCUGACCUGCUGAGCCAGACAGCAGCUCUGGCUUACACAGCCCCGGGGCUCCACAUCACUGCACGCACGGAGAUGGUGAGGUGGAAACCAGGAGAGACACUAUACACUCUAUUCUUUAUUCUGGGCUGGGGCACAAGAGUGCUGAGGGACAGGCCAGUGACUUGUUUCUGUCACCAGGUGUGCAAAUUCCUGGUGCAGCUCAGCAUGGAUUUCAGCUCGUACUACAACCGUAUACACAUCCUAGGGGAGCCCCGACCGCACCUCUUUGGUCAGAUGUUUGCUCGCCUGCAGCUUCUGCGGGCCGUGCGUGCAGUGCUGCACGCUGGCCUGGCCAUGCUGGGCCUCCCUCCACUGAACCACAUCUGAAGCAACAAGGCCCUAAUGUCACAAAGUCAUCGACUGGGGGAAAAAAAAACAGCCCCACAGAUUUUGUUAGGGGCCUGGAUGCAAAAUAAAAUUGUUCUGUUGUAAAGCUGUGUCCUACUGUGGAGUGUGGGGGUGGGUGCGUCCUCGGUCUGGCAGGUAGCACUUUCCUCACCCCAGCUCCUGUUCUGAAGUCAGGAGCUCGAAGCUGCCUCUGCCUCCUCUCAAGGCACGCUGGGCACGGGCAUGCUCACUCACUGUUCCACUCUGUCUGCGAGCAGGCUCCACGCCCAGCAUGCCUGCCACCACGAGACAUCUCAGUCAUACCAGUUGUAAACCUCAAGUCCCUGGCCCCCAAGAGCACAGCGGUGGCCAAACUCAGGGCUCACAGGCCAACAGUCCAUGUCAGCCACAUCCGGUACAUGGUACACAGCACUGUUCAUGAAGGUGGGCUCACCGUGCCCCAAACGCCAGAAGGUCAACCGCUGGUCGAUGGAGGCUGAGACCAUGAGGUUUGGGCUCAGAAUCUUGAGACCUGUCACAUGCGCAGCAUGUGCACAAGGAACAGAGUAUUCCUCUAGCACACGCAGCUGAGGUCUCAGCUCAGCCUCCCCAGCAGCCUCUUCCAGCUCUGGCACCUCCACGGCAAGCACAAAGACAUGGAGAGAGCCAUCUUCACUGCCACUGGCCACAAGAUGGUGGCCCUCACACGUGGGCAAGGUGUGCAGGCUGUUGAUACCGCAGCUGUGGGCCUGGAGAGUGAGGCAGGGUGUCCCCAGCUCUGGGGGAAGAAAAUGCUUUUCACGACUCAGCCUGCUACAUGGGUGAAGGUAAAGGGGUAAGGUGGAGAAGGGCAGUGCAGUGCACACCAGCUACUCACGGGAGGGAAGCCCAGGCUCUGCUGGUGGCUCUAGGGCAGUGGAACCAUGGUCUAGCACGGUGGUGAGGUCCCAGAAGGCCAGGCUGCCAUCGGUGGCUGCACUGCACAGAAGCAGCCUCCUAGGAGCCAAGAAAGGGCAGCCAGGUUAAUGAGGGGGAUGGAGGACAAGAGCCCCGCUCCCAGGACCCUCACCCAGCCCCGCUCACCGCCGCCGGUUGGGUGUCUCAUGUGUGAAGGAGUGAACCUUGAGUACACACCGCUUGUGGUGGAAGGUUUCGGCAAGCAGCUGAAGCCGCCGCCCUGAGUCCUGUAAGACAAAGAGCCUGGGGAGGCAGGGGGCAGCCCAGCUUAGAACUCAAUCUGGACAACCUCGUCCCUCUUCCCCCAGCCCCUGGGCCCUAUGCUCUCACCUCACUGCCCCAUCACUACAGGCUGCAGCCACAAGGGGGCCAGGGCCAGGCCGGUCAGGCUCACACACAGCCAGGGACAUGUACCUGCAGCAACAACACACAGCCAUCAGGUAGGGCCUUUGAGCCUAGGGGCAGCUGCAUGGCAUGGGGCUUGCCCUGCAUGACCCCACCCUACGCUCCACGCCACCUGGUCUCUGGGUCCACCUUGACCAUCUGGUGCCGAUUGCGCUGCCGAUCCCAGUACUCAUCUAGCCGAUGCGAUGAGAGGUGCAUGAUGUGGCACGCAAGGCGGCUUGGGGUGCCAGGGUCUGGUGUGACCAUGAUGCUGAAACACUGCAUCUCAGCCCGGCCCCCGGCAGACACCACAUAGGCAGUCAGGCCUGGCCGAGAAUCCUGAGGGCCACCUGGGGUGCCGGGGCCCCACACGGCCACCGCACGCACCGACGAGAUAUGGUUGCCAACUGCUGUGAGCGCGUGGGCCGCACCCGUGGCCGUGGGGAGUGCCAGCACACAGACGGUAGUGUCUUCACUGCCUGUGAUCAUGAUGUCGAUCAGGCCAGGCCCCUUGCUGCCAGGCUCCAGGUGGUCAGGUUGCACAAGGUUGGGCACCUCAAAUUCAGGCCCCAGGGUGAUGGUGCCCACACGUUUUACACAGGUGAUCUCUCGGCCAUGCAGACCCUCCCGGAGAAUUACAUGUGGCCUGGUACAGCCACCCAGGGCCCGAUACAGCAUGACGUCCCCAUCCUUGAGGUAGGCAAAGGCCACAGCAGCCUCGGUAUCCGAGAAGGCCCAGGAGCGGUGUCCUCCACCACAGCUGAUGAUGUGCAGCUUCUCGUGUGACCGGGGGCUC
Molecule: messenger RNA, 3943 nt
Organism: Loxodonta africana (African savanna elephant)
Lineage: Eukaryota; Metazoa; Chordata; Mammalia; Proboscidea; Elephantidae
Gene: DALRD3
Product: DALR anticodon binding domain containing 3
Exons: 10
Coding region: 1-1806 (601 amino acids)
Biological process (GO): tRNA C3-cytosine methylation; arginyl-tRNA aminoacylation
Molecular function (GO): arginine-tRNA ligase activity; tRNA binding; ATP binding
Source: RefSeq, a predicted model, not a curated record